AUGGAAACAGGUAGUUUCCCAGAUUCUUGGGGUAGAAGUAUUAUUUGUCCUGUACACAAAUCUGGAUCGACUGGUAAUCCAGGAAAUUAUCGGGAUAUUUCUAUAACAAAUGUCACGUAUAUGAUAUUUUCAGGUGUUGUGAAUAAGCGACUUUAUGACUGGGCUGAAAUGAACAGUAAAAUUGAUGAAUCUCAGGCUGGUUUUCGGCAUGGGUACUCUGCGGUAGACAAUAUAUUUCCAUUACAAGCAAUGCAAACUGUAGCAACAGCAGUUAAACUACGUAGAUAUGUUUUGUCAGAGUACUGGUAUGGAGCUGAAGGGGUCGACAUUGAAGACACGUAA
Messenger RNA from Mercenaria mercenaria, 342 nucleotides. RefSeq lists its product as uncharacterized. The record is from RefSeq and is a predicted model, not a curated record. The coding region runs from base 1 to 342 and encodes 113 amino acids. Lineage: Eukaryota; Metazoa; Mollusca; Bivalvia; Venerida; Veneridae. The transcript has 3 exons.